This is a messenger RNA of Chionomys nivalis (European snow vole), 1899 nucleotides long. RefSeq names its product selenoprotein H (gene Selenoh). NCBI's taxonomy places the organism in Eukaryota, Metazoa, Chordata, Mammalia, Rodentia, Cricetidae. The transcript has 4 exons. Gene Ontology annotation, cellular component: Golgi apparatus. The record is from RefSeq and is a predicted model, not a curated record.
GCCAAACACACCUCAAGAGCCUAAUUAACUUUUUUUUUUUUAAGUUUGUGGGUGAGGGUCUUGAUCUGUUGGAGGGAUUAACCUCUGAAUCACCAUCCCCUGAGAGUUACCUGAGACUAAAGGAGCCAGCUACUGCGCCUGCGUCGUAAAUGGGCUGGGGUUCAAAAUCACUUAACAUAAAAGGCCACACCCUUUGGUUUCACCACGUGAGGACUUUGAUCUCCAAGUUCGGUGCAAGUUAGCGAGUUUCUGUAGUCUAUACAAAUGGCACGGAAAUGCAGUGUAAACACGUGGAAUUGGUCCACACAUCUGGAGUAGACGGUUUAGGUACAGAGAGUCCCUACCUGGCGCCAAGCCUUGUUUUGUUUUGUUUUUGCUUUUUUUCUCCCUGAGUCCCUCGUGCACGUCCCCUAGGCAGCACAGGGUGGUUUGAUCCGGUCCUCUGCACCGCCCCCACCCCCUUCUGAUAGGCAGCGUGGUCGUGCUUGAAGGUCCCGCCUUCAGGUCACGUGGGUGCCUUUACCCGCGCUUCCUUCCUCGAGAGGUUUGUACUUGGAAGCUGGGAUUUGGGGCUGCAGCUUUGUCCUUCGGGUUUGCUUCGUCACCCUAUCCUACCAGCGCCCCAGCCCCACAUUGCAUCUGCCGCCGGAGGUCCCCACCAUGGCUCCUAUCGGAAGAAAGCGGAAGGCCGCGCCGGCAGAGACUGUGGACAAGCGCGAGAAACUGGCGGAGGGCCCGGCGGUGGUCAUUGAGCACUGCACGAGCUGACGCAUCUACGGGCGCCACGCUGCUGCCCUGAGCCAGGCUCUGCAGCUGGAGGCCCCAGAGCUGCCUGUGCAGGUGAACCCCUCCAAGCCGCGGAGGGGCAGCUUCGAGGUGACGCUGCUGCGCACGGACAACAGCCGUGCUGAACUCUGGACCGGUAUAAAGAAGGGCCCGCCACGAAAGCUCAAAUUUCCUGAGCCUCAAGAGGUGGUUAAGGAAUUGAAGAAGUACCUUUCCUAAGGUCGUUGGGCAGGGAGCCCCCAUGCUGAGCCUUCAUUCCCUGGAGAUGUUGAAGCAUUUAUGACAGUGCAUGGCCAAACUUAAGCUGUGUACCUGAAGCCACAGUUUCUUCACCAGAAAUGAUGGUUCCGUUGUGAGGCAGCCCUUGUAAAAGUUAUUUGGAUUGGUUUAAUAAAAGUUAAAAUUAAAGUGUCUGCGAGCAUGGGUCAAAUUUAAAUUUAGUCUUAAAAGGACGGACACAACCAGCUUCUGUGUGGAAACUGUAGGGUCUACGGUAAAACGUGAGAUGCUUUUAAAAAAAAACAUGGAUGUUGCUGUGUUUGGUGCUGUAUGCCUGCAAUCUCAGCACCUGGGAGACUGACAGGAAGACUGAAAAUUCAUGGCUAACCUGGUCUACAAGACCAGAUUGUUUUUUUGUAAAACAAAACAAAACUAUAAAAAUUUAUUUAUUAUGUAUACAGUAUUGUCUGCACGUAUGCCUGCAGGCCAGAAGAGGGCACCAGAUCUCAUUACAGAUGGUUGUGAGCCACCAUGUAGUUGCCAGAAAUUGAACUCAGGACUUCUGGAAGAGCAGACAGUGCUCUUAACCACUGAGCCAUCUCUGCAUCCCCCAAAGUAAAAUUUUUAAAGCAACUACUUUUAAUCUACUUCUUGGAAGUGGUUAUGGAGAGAACAUCUUCUAGGCCCAUCGAGGCUUUUGCUAGGCUUGUCAUACUGGCAGUGAGUAAGCCCCAUGGCUGGGCUUCGUGGCUGACUGUGACACCAGACACAGGGGCUGAGGCAGUUCAGUGCCAGCCUGGGCAUUUGAGAUCCCACUCAUUCUGGUGCUCUAUGUAAGAUAGCUUCAUUCCUUCGCAGACAUUCUUUAAGGAGAACACAAACUGUCCCUGAAUU